Branchiostoma floridae (Florida lancelet) is the source of this 4384-nucleotide messenger RNA. Its product is annotated as A disintegrin and metalloproteinase with thrombospondin motifs adt-1-like. Bases 1442 to 4348 code for a protein of 968 amino acids. The record is from RefSeq and is a predicted model, not a curated record. NCBI's taxonomy places the organism in Eukaryota, Metazoa, Chordata, Leptocardii, Amphioxiformes, Branchiostomatidae. The transcript is spliced from 17 exons.
GGUCGACCCUCCAUUUUUGUUGGAGGUCAUUUCCUUGUGACGUUUCUUACCAUGCCAGUUCGAUCAAAAUAAAAUGCAGAUGAUGGCUUUGUCAAGUACAUGGUCACCAAUUUUAGUUCACUUUGCCGUGCUGAGCUACCCUUUCUAAUAGAAUAGAUCCUAAUGCAAACAUCAUAGAGUAUCACUAACAUGUUUUACAUCAUUGUACAUUGUGACCGUGAAGAUUUCUGUUCUUGUCAGUAUGGAACAAUGUCAACGAAAUAGGCUUGCAAUAUUUCCCCAGUCUAGCGUUGCGCUCUAUUGCUUUCUUUAUCACAUGAUGGUAUAUAUCCCAGAUACGAUAAUGACAUCAUUCUUUCUAAAGAAGAUAAUUGCAGGUAAGCCUGUCAUUUCUGCUGAAGGACAUUUCCUUGUGACGUGUUAUCCGUCACGUCGCACAGUGUUUAUCGCUCCCAGCCAAGCCAAGCGCCAUGAUCUAAUUACAGUCCUGACGAUUUGGGUUUGUUGUACCAUAUGCCCCUAGCGGUGACGUAAAGAUGUUCAAGCAAAAGUGGAGAGUGAGAAUUUUGGCCGGUCUUGUGGCCUGCUGUCAGUCUGGAUGGCUGUCAGCGGAGGGACCAUAACAAGGCACCUAGUUCGAUCAAAACGAUACUCAGAUAAUCCAUUUAUCAAGUACAGGCUAGCAAACUUCAUAUUGCUUGGCCAUACCUAGAUACCGAUGAUUAACUACAUGUAUAUCUAAUGUAAACUUUGAAGACUGUCACUGACCCACCUUUUUCUCCCCCUAGUUCACCAAAUGUGUUUUUACACAUUAAUUUCUCUUGUUGUUUUCAUGGAACAAAUUAGCUGUGUUAACCCUGUCCAACGUUGCGCUAAACUUUUUUCUUGAAUACACGAUAGUGUUUGUUCCUGACAUGACAUCAAGUAUUUUUGACACAGUUGCAUCGAAGAUAAUUGCAAUUAAACGCCGAAAUAUCAUUUUUACUGAAGGUCAUUUCCUUGUGACCUGUUAUCGGUCACGCCAUAUAGUGACAUGUACUAAAAUCGCCCCCUAGCGGUUAAAGUACCCAGUUCAGGCAAUAGUGGACAAGUGAGAAUUUGGCUGGUCUUGUGUUGUGGUCUGCUGUACACUGUCAAUCUGAAAAUCAUAGAUGAGCGAAACAUACUGUGUUUUUAAAGCAAGGCCCCUAAGUUACAAAGACGUAGGAUAUUUUAGAUAAUGCAAAUAAAAGGAACCUAAGAAAAUAUAUGUCAAGGAACUCAAAUCAAAGUCAUAACAUAUACAUGACAAGGCGCCCCCACCAUAUCAACGAAAGAAAUAAAAACUAAAAGAAUUUUAGCUCUAUAUCAAAGAUGAAGGCCUGAAAUCUAUCCGUGAACGCUACAGUUGUACACCAUCUCCGUUCUAACUCCGCAUCUUCCUUCGAUUAAGGCCCCAAAGAUGAACCUCCUGCGGGCCAAAGUCGUGAUAGUGACUGCGGUGCUGUUGAUGUUCCUCAUUGAUGACACCGCCGCUUGGUGGAGAUCUAGACGUCGCCGCCGCCGCCGCUGCAGCUGGCGCGCCUGUGUGUGGGGUGGCUGGAGCGAUUGGACAGCCUGCUCCGCUACGUGUGGCUUUAAUGGAACACAAACACGAUCGAGAGUCAUCGCUGUGUCAGCAGCGUGUGGUGGAACAGCUUGCUCUGGGCCCAGCAGUCAGACCCAGGACUGUAACAGGAGGUGCUGUCUUCGAAACUGCCAGUGGCACAACUGGAGCCCUUGGAGCGCCUGUACGGCAACCUGUGGAAGCACUGGAACCCGAUCAAGAACAAGGGGUAACACACCAGCAUAUUGUGGAGGCAGCGGAUGCAGCGGUUCCAGCAGCCAGGUAGAAGCCUGUAACAGGCAGUGCUGUCCUGUGAACUGCCAGUGGAGUUCCUGGGGUUCCUGGAGCUCCUGUUCGGCAAGCUGUGGUUCCGGAACCCAGACACGAACAAGGAGCAUUGCUGUACCAGCAUCUUGUGCAGGAAGAGCAUGUGUUGGAGGCACCACGGAGAGCAAGUCAUGUAACGGGGGAUGUUGUCCUAGAAACUGCGAGUGGCACAACUGGAGCUCUUGGAGCGCCUGCACAGCUUCAUGUGGGAACAGUGGAACCCGGAGCCGAACAAGGGGUAACACAACAGAAUAUUGCGGCGGUAGCCAAUGCAGUGGAGACAGCAGCCAGGUGGAAGCAUGUAACAGAGGUUGCUGCCCUCAAAACUGCCAGUGGCACAACUGGAGCUCUUGGAGCGCCUGCACUGCUUCAUGUGGGAACAGUGGAACUCGGAGUCGAACAAGGGGUAACACAACAGAAUAUUGCGGCGGUAGCCAAUGCAGUGGAGACAGCAGCCAGGUGGAAGCCUGUAACAGAGGUUGCUGCCCUCAAAACUGCCAGUGGCACAACUGGAGCUCUUGGAGCGCCUGUACGGCAACCUGUGGUAGUAGUGGAACCCAGUCUAGAACAAGGGGCAGGACGUCGGAACAAUGCGGUGGCAGGGAAUGCAGUGGUUCCAACAGGGAGGUACAAGCCUGUAACAGGCAGUGCUGUCCUGUGAACUGCCAGUGGAGUUCCUGGGGUUCCUGGAGCUCCUGUUCGGCAAGUUGUGGUUCCGGAACACAGACACGAACAAGGAGCAUUGCUUGGCUAGCAUCUUGUGCAGGAAGAGAAUGUGUUGGAGGCACCGCGGAGAGCAAGUCAUGUAACGGGGGAUGCUGUCCUAGAAACUGCCAGUGGCACAACUGGAGCACUUGGAGCGCCUGCACAGCUUCAUGUGGGAACAGUGGAACUCGGAGUCGAACAAGGGGUAACACAACAGAAUAUUGCGGCGGUAGCCAAUGCAGUGGAGACAGCAGCCAGGUGGAAGCCUGUAACAGAGGUUGCUGCCCUCAAAACUGCCAGUGGCACAACUGGAGCUCUUGGAGCGCCUGUACGGCAACCUGUGGUAGUAGUGGAACCCAGUCUAGAACAAGGGGCAGGACGUCGGAACAAUGCGGUGGCAGGGAAUGCAGUGGUUCCAACAGGGAGGUACAAGCCUGUAACAGGCAGUGCUGUCCUGUGAACUGCCAGUGGAGUUCCUGGGGUUCCUGGAGCUCCUGUUCGGCAAGUUGUGGUUCCGGAACACAGACACGAACAAGGAGCAUUGCUUGGCUAGCAUCUUGUGCAGGAAGAGAAUGUGUUGGAGGCACCGCGGAGAGCAAGUCAUGUAACGGGGGAUGCUGUCCUAGAAACUGCCAGUGGCACAACUGGAGCACUUGGAGCGCCUGCACAGCUUCAUGUGGGAACAGUGGAACUCGGAGUCGAACAAGGGGUAACACAACAGAAUAUUGCGGCGGUAGCCAAUGCAGUGGAGACAGCAGCCAGGUGGAAGCCUGUAACAGAGGUUGCUGCCCUCAAAACUGCCAGUGGCACAACUGGAGCUCUUGGAGCGCCUGUACGGCAACCUGUGGUAGUAGUGGAACCCAGUCUAGAACAAGGGGCAGGACGUCGGAACAAUGCGGUGGCAGGGAAUGCAGUGGUUCCAACAGGGAGGUACAAGCCUGUAACAGGCAGUGCUGUCCUGUGAACUGCCAGUGGAGUUCCUGGGGUUCCUGGAGCUCCUGUUCGGCAAGUUGUGGUUCCGGAACACAGACACGAACAAGGAGCAUUGCUUGGCUAGCAUCUUGUGCAGGAAGAGCAUGUGUUGGAGGCACCACGGAGAGCAAGUCAUGUAACGGGGGAUGCUGUCCUAGAAACUGCCAGUGGCACAACUGGAGCACUUGGAGCGCCUGCACAACUUCAUGUGGGAACAGUGGAACUCGGAGUCGAACAAGGGGUAACACAACAGAAUAUUGCGGCGGUAGCCAAUGCAGUGGAGACAGCAGCCAGGUGGAAGCCUGUAACAGAGGUUGCUGCCCUCAAAACUGCCAGUGGCACAACUGGAGCUCUUGGAGCGCCUGUACGGCAACCUGUGGUAGUAGUGGAACCCAGUCUAGAACAAGGGGCAGGACGUCGGAACAAUGCGGUGGCAGGGAAUGCAGUGGUUCCAACAGGGAGGUACAAGCCUGUAACAGGCAGUGCUGUCCUGUGAACUGCCAGUGGAGUUCCUGGGGUUCCUGGAGCUCCUGUUCGGCAAGUUGUGGUUCCGGAACACAGACACGAACAAGGAGCAUUGCUUGGCUAGCAUCUUGUGCAGGAAGAGAAUGUGUUGGAGGCACCGCGGAGAGCAAGUCAUGUAACGGGGGAUGCUGUCCUAGAAACUGCCAGUGGCACAACUGGAGCACUUGGAGCGCCUGCACAGCUUCAUGUGGGAACAGUGGAACUCGGAGUCGAACAAGGUGCAUAGAAUCUUAAACAUGGUUAUCUUUGCUAUCAGUCUAAAAGAUAUUU